CAUAAAAGCUGCGAUUGGCUGUUUGCAUGUAGCCUACGAGAGUCGAGACAUUGUUGCAAAAUAAACCUGAGACGUGUCGAGCUGCCUGUGAUGGUUCUCUGAAUUCGAUCGGGAACGGUGGCCGAACUAUUCUUCAGUCUGAGGAUAAAAUACAGUUCAACAACUAUUGGAUAUGGUUUUGUCGUUAUCUACUAGACCGCGUGGCAUACAUUAUUCAUCCAACUAGUGGUAGGCAAUACAUUUUACAGUAUACCGUAUUGUAGCCUAUACAGUAGUCUUUGUUUUGCAUUAGAGGCGAGACCAGAAAAUUGUCACUCUUUCCCAGAAUAUUUAUUACACAUUAAUAACAUUAUCAUUACUUACACAAUAGUAACACUAUCUUCACUUACACAUUAGUAACACUAUCAUUGCAAAAUAAGAAAUGGAUGAAUCAAACGGUUCUUCAAAAAGGACUAUUCUGUGUUUAUUUGACGUGGACGGCACUCUUACCCCACCGAGAGAGAAAAUUGACCCUAAGCUGGAUGAGUUUUUCCAGUCUCUGCGCAGGAAAGUGAAGAUCGGCAUAGUGGGUGGAUCAGACUAUUCAAAGAUCGCAGAACAGCUGGGGGAGGGAGAUGAAGUGAUACAGAAGUUUGACUAUGUGUUUGCUGAGAACGGCACGGUGCAGUACAAAGACGGGAAGCUCCUUUCCAAACAGGUGGGUGUCACUGAGGCCAUCCAGAACCAGAUAGGAGAGGAACUACUGCAGGACCUCAUUAACUUCUGUCUCAGCUACAUGGGGCUGAUCAAGCUUCCCAAGAAAAGGGGCACCUUUAUCGAAUUCCGCAACGGAAUGCUGAACAUCUCCCCCAUUGGCCGGAGCUGCACACUUGAGGAGCGAAUCGAAUUCUCUGAAAUUGACAAGAGAGAGAAAAUCCGGGAGAAGUUUGUUGCGGCCCUGCAGGAGGAGUUUGCUGGGAAGGGUCUACGAUUUACUAGAGGUGGUCUCAUCAGUUUUGACGUGUUCCCUGAAGGCUGGGACAAGAGGCUCUGUCUGGAUGUGCUGGAGGGGGAGGGCCUGGACGCUAUCUACUUCUUUGGCAACGAGACGUCGUCUGGGGGAAACGACUAUGAGAUCUUCAACGACCCGCGGACCAUUGGUUUCACAGUAUACUCACCAGAGGACACAGCCAGGCACUGUCGAGAGAUUUUCUUCAAAGCUCCCACCAAUGAGUCGUGAUAAAUUGUGCAGCAGGCACUCUCACAGUCAACUUCCCCUGGGCUCCCCCUGUUGUUGAGGGCAGUUACUAAGAGCACCUGAAGGAGAAGAGGUGGAAAUGGGAGGUAAACCACUACAGAUUUGUAAUCAAUGUGUUGUUGUUGUAUAAUAUUAUUCUAACUAGCACUGGACAUAUAAAGGGAUCAUCAGUAAUUCACAUUGGCUGGACUCCCAUAGAAAGUACUAUGAGAUGUGGACACAUCUGCUUUUUUAAAGAGAUGGUAGCUCAAAAAUGUGAGGAAGUGUACUAAUGUUUUCAGUUUUUUAUCAUGACUAAGUGUUUCUCUAAGGUUUUAAUAUAAUAUCUGAUUAUUUAACAUCUAUCAACCCAAUGGUUUUUGUAGCGUGUCCCUGUAUUUGUAUAUAAUAUCAAAUUAACCAUAAUGUCUUAUAGGCCCUCCUGUAAGACAAUCCUCUUGUGAAUAUCAUGUGAAGAUGUAUAUACAUUUUGAGUAUAUAAUGUAAAUACCCACUUAUGUUUUGCACUAAUAUUGAUACAGUUAUCUGACAAACUGGGUUUUGGAUCAUUUGUUUUCUUUGUGAAUGUAGGAAGUGACUGGUGUUGUCUUUGAACAAAAUGGAGCGAGACAGAAGAGAGAAAAUUCGUUUUUUUGCUCUGUGCCAGUCCACUUUCAGAUUAAGCGCCUAUAGAAAGUCUGCACCCCCUUGAAUUUGUUUCACAUUUUGUUGUGUUACAAAGUGGGAUUGAAAUAGAUUAAUUGUAUUUGUUUGUCAAGUUAAAAAAAAAAAGUAGAUUUUUUUUUUUAUAACUAAAAUAUAAUAAUUCCUUUAAGUAUUCACGCCCUUUGUUUAGGCAAACCUGAAUUAGUUCAGAAGUCAAAUGUGGCUAAACAAAUCACAUCAUAAUUUAUAUGGACUCACUCUGUACUCUGUGUGAAAUAAUAGGGAUUGACAUUAUAUUUUUUUAUGACCACCUCUUCCUCUGUCCUCCCAGGGCUUUUUCGAUAGCUUCAAAAAUAAAGGGCAGUGAUUGGUAGAUGGGUAACAAUAACAUAUUAGACAUUGAAUAUAUCUUUAAGCACGGUCAAGUUAAUAAUUAAGUUGUGGAUGAAGCAUUAAACCACCCAGACACAUCAAAGAUGCAGUCAUUCUUCUGAACUGAGCUGCAGGACAGGAAGGAAACUGCUUAGGGACGUCACCAUGAGGCCAUUGGGGAUUUUAAAACAGCUACAGAUUUCAAUGGCUUAGAUGGGAGAAAACUGAGGAUGGAUCAACAACAUUGUAGUGACUCCACAAUAAUGACCUAAAUGACAGAGUGAUAAAAAGAAUAAAAAUACACAGAAUAAAAAUAUUCCAAAACAUGCAACAAGGCACUAAUGUAAUACUGCAAAAAAACACGGCAAAGGAAUAUACUUUUUGGCCUAAAUGCAAAUCCAACACAACACAUCACUGAGUAAUUGCCAUCAAGGUAUGGGUCUGCUUGACAUCGGCAAAGACUGGUGAGUUUUUCAGGAUGAAAACAAUCAGGAUGGAGCUAAGCACAGGCAAAAUCCUAUAGGAAAACCUGCUUCAGUCUGCUUUACACCAGACACCGGGAGAGGAAUUCACCUUUCAGCAGGACAAUAACCUACAACACAAAGCUGAAUAUACACUGGAGUAGCUUACCAAGGAGACAGUGAAUGUUCCUGAGUGGCCAAGUUACAAUUUUGACUUAAAUCUGCUUGAAAAUCUAUGGCAAGACUUGAAAAUUGCUGUCUAGCCAUGAUCUCCAACACCUUGACAGAGCUUGAAUAAUGGGGAAAUAUUGCAUAAUACGGGUGUGCGAAGAUCUUAUGAGACUUACCCAAGAUGACUCAAAGCUGUAAUCGCUGUCAAAUGUGUUUCUAACAUGUAUUGACUCAGGGGGGGUGAAUACUUAUAAAAACAAAUGUUAGAAUUUUUUCUUCCACUUUGACAGAGUAUUUGGUGUAGAUUGUUGACAAAAAAAUGACAAGUCAAUUUUAAUUCCACUUUGUAACACAAUAAAAUGUGAAGAAAUCCAAGGAGGGUGUAGACUUUCUACACAAAAGGGUUAUUCGGCUGUCCCCAUAGGAGAACCCGUUUCGGUUCCAGGUAGAACCCUUUUUUAUUCCAGGUAGAACUCUUUUGGGUUCCAUGUAAAACCCUUUGUGGAUAGAGUUCAAUCUGGAACCAGAGGUUUCUUCAAAGGGUUCUCCUAUGGGGACAGCCGAAAAACCCUAAUGAGAAUCUAGAUAGCAUCUUUUUUUUCUAAGAGUGUUUAGACACUAUAGGGAGAAGUCUUACCUCAUCUAUGCAAUUACAUAUAAAUUAUUCCUGCUACUUCAGUCUGCACCGCUAUAAGAAAUGGAUCUCACAGAUGGCUCAUACACACUUUACAUUACCUACCCAGUAUAUUCAUGGGUACACGUCCUUUAGUUGUAUCUUAUCAAAUCAAAUUUUAUUAAAAGGUUAAUGACAUCUGCGACAAAUACAAUAAUCUGGAUGUCUUGACCCUUCUGCCAAAGGCCAUUAGACCUUCCUGAAUGACAAAGAUCCAGUGGACUCACUUGUACAGUUUGAUCGACAUACACUAAUUGUGAAAUCAUCAUGUGAUUGUUGUGUACUGUAUUCAUUUGAACUAUGUUCAUUGUAAUAAAUUAUUUUAUAUCAUUGUG
Messenger RNA from Oncorhynchus kisutch (coho salmon), 3894 nucleotides. Its product is annotated as phosphomannomutase 1. The transcript has 8 exons. Gene Ontology annotation, biological process: protein N-linked glycosylation; GDP-mannose biosynthetic process; mannose metabolic process. Bases 422 to 1219 code for a protein of 265 amino acids. The record is from RefSeq and is a predicted model, not a curated record. Lineage: Eukaryota; Metazoa; Chordata; Actinopteri; Salmoniformes; Salmonidae. Gene Ontology annotation, cellular component: cytosol. Gene Ontology annotation, molecular function: phosphomannomutase activity.